Molecule: messenger RNA, 1288 nt
Organism: Cynara cardunculus var. scolymus (artichoke)
Lineage: Eukaryota; Viridiplantae; Streptophyta; Magnoliopsida; Asterales; Asteraceae
Product: probable WRKY transcription factor 41
Exons: 4
Coding region: 241-981 (246 amino acids)
Biological process (GO): regulation of DNA-templated transcription
Cellular component (GO): nucleus
Molecular function (GO): transcription cis-regulatory region binding; DNA-binding transcription factor activity
Source: RefSeq, a predicted model, not a curated record
AGUAGCUGAUGAAGAACAAGGGAUGAAACCUCCUUGCAUCUUUCCAUCAGCCGCAUCGGAUCUCUCAUGAAUCCUUCAGCUACAGAUCAAUCAGAUUCUCGUUAAUCUCAUCAUCAUCAUUCUUCUCCUCCAAAUUCAUCUUCUUCAUCGCUUCCAAGGAGGAUCUUCUGCUACCUGAGAUUCAAACCGACCUUGUCAUAUUUUUCAUUCUAAAUCAAAGCUUUAGGUCGAUCUUUACAAAUGAAUCUGAACUCAUCAGGCAAUCAUCACUCGAAGAGUAACUGUCCGUUUCACAAGUUAAACAAUGGUACUGAGCAUGUUAAGAAGCUCCAGAUAGAUCUCAAUAUGCCCGCUUCUUCUAACGAAACUGAAGAGCUGUCGACUCAAAACAUUCCCAACUCUGAUGACGAGGCCCUGUCACAGUAUGCCGGAAUGGACAUCAGAAGGUCAGAAUAUCCACAACCUUUGAGUGGCAGGCCACAUCAUGAUGAUUCUGACACCAAGGAUUCCAAUCACAAAGAUGCCUCUAGGAAGAAAAAGAGUAGCAGUAGCAGUAUCCUUAAGUGGAAGCAGCAGGUGAAAGUGAGCCUGGAGAUUGGACUUGAAGUUCCCCCAAAUGAUGGUUAUAUGUGGAGGAAAUAUGGCCAAAAAGAAAUUCUUAAUGCCAAAUACCCCAGAGAAUAUUACAGAUGCACGUACCGAAACACACACGGUUGUUGUGCAACUAAACAAGUUCAACGAUCUAGCGACGACCCAUCAAUCUUUGAAAUCACUUAUCUGGGAAAACACACUUGUCCCAAAAUAUCUAAAACCAACCAUCCUUCAUCUGCAACAGAAUCCGCUUAUGGCCUUAUCGAUUUCUCAUCUACACCAGAACCAGCAGCAUCUACAACUAAACGAACCAGCGAUUCUUCGUCCGCAACACAAUCUGGUUCCAGAAAUUCUUUCGAACUUUCAAAUUGGCCUCUGAAUCAUAACUGAAAAUUCAGGCACACCUUCGUUUUGCACGAAUCCAGAUUUCCUAGCCGUAGAGUCGGAAUUUACUGAGAUCGUAGCAAGGUACAAACUCUUGGUCUGUCAUCGUUUCAAUUUGGUGAUAUUUACCGACGACUGUAUCGAUAUGUAGAAGUCAAGGUUUUUAUUCUGACUUAUGAUGCAUUAUAUAGAUAGUGUCGUUAUAUACAAAGUCAUAAAUGAGGCAAAAGCUCCUCUCUUUUACUACUACUACUACUAUUACUACCUCAAUCACAGAGUUUAAUGGAGGCAUAAACUUAUAUUUGGUACACUA